CUACCUUUUGGUGAACUGGUGAGCACCAGCGGCCCAGUAUAUCCUGGGCUUUUUUUAUACCAGCACUGCAGUAUCACUUGGUGAAGUGGCAAGUCCCAUAAGUGCAGUACAAGCUGGUGCGGUGGCGAGCAAAAGUAGUGUCCCGCAGCCACCAAGAAUUCACACACAGGUCCAUAGAAUCCCAGGUGUCCUUCCGGACGUGCUUGCAAAUUCCCAUUGACAGCCCACUAAUUCUGCAGCACCUGUACUUCCCUCAUUCACUGCCCAACCCGGAAUUCAGGUGGAAACAGCAAAUUUAAAUACUCCACUUGAUUUUUUGGAGCUGUUUUUCACGGAAGAUCUGGAUGCAUUAAUUGUGGAUCAAAGCAAUUUAUAUGCACAACAGUUUAUUGCCGCCAACCUAGAUUCAAACCUUGCCAGACCAUUCGCAUGGAAACCCAUUACGGUCUCCCAAUUUAAAGUUAUUUUGGGCCUAACUCUCAACAUGGGCAUUACUAAAAAUAGUCAGUUGCGGUUGUAUCGGUCCACAGACCCAAUUCAUCAUGUGCCCAUGUUGCCUGCUGCCAUGGCCAGGCAUAGAUAUGAGAAGUAAAAUGCAUUUAUGCAUUUCAAUGACAACACACUCUGUCAUCGUGACACUGAACUUGACCAGCUCUACAAAAUUCAGCCCCUCAUAAAUCAAAAAUUUGCAAAUGUCUAUACUCCCCAGCAAAACAUCUUCGUUGAUGAGUCCCUCAUUAAUUUUUCUGGUCGCCUUGCAUUCAAACAAUUUAUCCCCAGCAAUCGUGCCAGAUAUGGGGUCAAAAUGUAUACGACCUGUGAGAGGUCAACAGGCUAUACAUAUAAGUUUUGGAUUUACGAGAGAAAAGAUAGUCACAUGGAGCCCCCCCAGAUGUCCAGACUACAUGGAGAGCAGUGGCAAUAUAGUUUGGGACUUGGUGUCAUCCUUUUUCAAUAUGGGGUACCACUUAUAUGUGAAAGUUUUUGUUCAAGCGUGCCACUAUUUAGACAUUUGUACAAUCUUGGA
This is a messenger RNA of Staurois parvus, 1027 nucleotides long. The record is from the annotation of a GenBank genome assembly. NCBI's taxonomy places the organism in Eukaryota, Metazoa, Chordata, Amphibia, Anura, Ranidae.